Molecule: messenger RNA, 2273 nt
Organism: Spinacia oleracea (spinach)
Lineage: Eukaryota; Viridiplantae; Streptophyta; Magnoliopsida; Caryophyllales; Amaranthaceae
Product: cell division protein FtsZ homolog 1, chloroplastic
Exons: 6
Coding region: 761-2023 (420 amino acids)
Biological process (GO): chloroplast fission; microtubule-based process; cell division
Cellular component (GO): cell division site; microtubule; chloroplast
Molecular function (GO): GTPase activity; GTP binding
Source: RefSeq, a predicted model, not a curated record
AAAAUAUGAACUUUAUUAAUACUAAUACUAAUAAAUUAUAAUUCCUCCUCUUUUUCUUGUAUCAUAUUCAUGGUGAUGGUGGCUACUGGCUAGGAUAAUGUGACGAUUGUGGUGUCUUAUUGUGGUGGUGGUUAAUGGCGUGACAAUUGUAAUUCCCACAAGUUAACACAUCAUUUGGUGUUGGAUGGCCAAUGGUAGUCGAUUCGUAAAUAUUACAUUUUCAAAAAUACUCUGUCCAUUUUCUGAAAAUGUGAGUAAUUUAGAAGUGAUGCAGUUAUUACUAAACAAAACAACUAUUUUUAUUUAUAUUUGUAUAAAUAAUUCAAAGUUUAAAGUAGAAAUAAUUCGUACAAUGACUAGUCAGCUGCAUACACAAAAUUUAAAGUGAAAAUAUUAAUAAUAAACCGAACAUCGACAAUUAACACGUAAUUUUCAUAAAUUUUCAAAUGUAAUGUCUCUGGAAAAAAAAAAUCGGACGCUUAUAAUUAGAUCGAUCAAUAAUUGAAUGAAGCAAAGUAUCUCUUGACGUCCAAAAUCCAACAAAUCAAGCUAGAAAAAGGAAGAAAAAUAUAAAAAAUCAACAGAAAAAGGGGGAAAAUCAACAGAAAAGAAAAAGAAAUCUAAAACCCUAAAACAUUUGUCUCUUUCUCACUCUUCCCCAAUUUCCCCCUUCACUCACUUCCUUCCAUACCAGGAUAAUAAUUCCUAUAAAAACCCCACAUUUUUGUUUUUCUCACUCCAAAAUUUUCUUCAAAAGAAAAUGGCAACUCUUAGAUUUACAAAUGCCAAUGAAUUAAUUUACACCCCUCCAAUUUCAACCCAAUUUCACAGCAAAAAAAGUUUCAAUUAUAAUUCUAAAACAUUCUUCUUUCCCAGAACUUCUAAAAAAAGAAAUGGGCAAAAGUAUGCAGGGUUUUCUACUUCUUGUUCUUUUACUCCGAUGGAAACUGCUAAGAUUAAGGUUGUGGGUGUUGGUGGGGGUGGCAACAAUGCAAUUAAUCGCAUGAUUGGUAGCGGUUUGCAGGGUGUUGAUUUUUAUGCCGUAAACACAGAUGCUCAGGCGUUAUUGCAAUCAGCUGCUGAGCACCCAAUUCAAAUAGGAGAGCUUCUGACACGUGGAUUAGGUACUGGUGGGAAUCCGUCACUUGGAGAGCAGGCUGCUCAAGAAUCAAAAGAAGCUAUUGCAACAGCACUUGCAGGAUCAGACCUCGUGUUUGUAACAGCAGGAAUGGGUGGGGGCACUGGAUCAGGUGCUGCUCCUGUCAUCGCUCAAAUAUCCAAGGAUGCGGGUUACCUCACUGUGGGCGUGGUCACUUACCCUUUCAGUUUCGAGGGCCGCAAAAGGUCAUUGCAGGCACUGGAAGCUAUAGAGAAGCUGCAGAAUAAUGUGGAUACCCUCAUUGUGAUACCAAAUGACCGUCUCUUGGACAUUGCUGAUGAUCAAACUCCUCUUCAGGAUGCUUUUCAGCUGGCUGAUGAUGUUCUUCGCCAGGGCGUUCAAGGAAUUUCAGACAUAAUUACGAUUCCGGGACUUGUAAACGUGGACUUUGCUGAUGUGAAGGCAAUCAUGAAGGAUUCAGGAACGGCAAUGCUUGGAGUUGGUGUUUCCUCUAGUAAAAACCGUGCAGAAGAAGCAGCUGAACAAGCAACUUUGGCACCUCUAAUUGGCUCAUCCAUACAAUCAGCUACUGGUGUUGUAUACAAUAUAACAGGAGGAAAGGAUAUAACAUUACAGGAAGUUAACAGAGUAUCGCAGGUGGUUACAAGUUUAGCAGAUCCAUCUGCUAACAUAAUAUUCGGGGCUGUUGUCGAUGAUCGCUACAAUGGAGAGAUUCAUGUGACUAUAAUUGCAACAGGCUUCUCACAGUCAUUUCAAAAGACACUACUAACAGAUCCCAAAGCUUCAAGGCUUUUCGAUAAAGUAACCCAGGAAAGCAAAGGAGGAUCAACUGGUCUUUCCAAUUCAUCUCCGAAUUCUCAGAACUCCGUGCCACCACGACCUCCAAGAAAGCUGUUCUUUUAGAGUCUCUAACAAACAACCCCUUCUUUCUUCCCAUUGCCAUUGUUUGCUCUCUUGGACAUGGAUUUGUAGUCAUAUAAAAAAAUCAAUGUUACAUCUUCGUUGUUCCUACCUCGUAUGUCUCUUCGUGUUGAGUUUUUUUUCAUCUGGUAGGAUUGCUUAAUUUUUUGAUCUUGCAAAUUUGCAUGCUGCAAACUGUAAUAUGAAAAUACAAAUGCAAUUCAGGUUCAAGUCCAUGUUUUUUUAAUAACAA